Trypanosoma cruzi is the source of this 1449-nucleotide messenger RNA. RefSeq names its product beta propeller protein, putative. The record is from RefSeq and is a predicted model, not a curated record. The transcript has a single exon. Gene Ontology annotation, molecular function: protein binding. Bases 1 to 1449 code for a protein of 482 amino acids. NCBI's taxonomy places the organism in Eukaryota, Euglenozoa, Kinetoplastea, Trypanosomatida, Trypanosomatidae. Gene Ontology annotation, cellular component: nucleolus. Gene Ontology annotation, biological process: positive regulation of transcription by RNA polymerase I; rRNA processing.
AUGGAUCAGAAGUUGUGGUCUCUGCCGGUAAAACGGGUUCCAGUUGCACAGAAGGUGGAUCGAUCCGUGAUAUGGAAUAAUGCCUGCCUGUGCUAUGAGCAGAAGUUGUUUGGUCAGGUGACUUGUGUGAGGUACAACAAUACUGGGACGGCCGUCGGAUGUACCUCGACAAAUCAACUCACAAUCCUACGAGUUCCUCAGACAGAAGGUGUGAUUACGAAUGAGCAGCGAGAAAAAAAAUGUUUCUCUCUUCGGUUUCGGGAUGAUGACAAAAUGGUUCUACUCUCUGUUAACCAGCGUGUGAUUGCUAGAUCCACGCAAACUGCUUUUGAGCGGCAAUUUUCGGGUCAUCUUAGAGAAGUUAGGGACGCGAUAUUUCUGGACCGACACAAUUUUGUCUCGGCUAGCGAUGACACGACUAUACGGCUUUGGGAUAUUAUGAAUGAAAAUGAGUUACUUAUCUCCAAAACGCAUACAGAUUAUGUUCGGUGUCUUGAGAACUAUUCGCCAGGCUGUUUUUUUAGUGGUUCAUACGAUCACAAUGUUAACUUGUGGGACACACGAGUUGGCUUUGAGCACCCAAUUCAAUCCAGUGGGCGCAGUAUCGGGAGUCCUGUAGAGGCAAUGCUCCACACGCACAACAACAUAUUGACAUGUAGUGCAGGAGAUCAAUUAAUAUUGUUUGACAUGCGUAAAGGCCUUUCCACAAUGUUGUUGCAGGAAUCACACCAUACAAAAGCGGUGGUAUCCCUUGCGUUUUCGAAAAGAAAUAAUGUUCUUUUGACAGGAUCGCUGGAUCAACGCGUGAAGAUUUUCUCUUUGGAGAAGGGGGGACUGGAGCCUCUAGCGGGUAAGAAGUUUGAUGCACCAGUGACUGCCGUGACGGUUCAUCCAAAUUUAUCCGAGUUUGCUGUUGGCACUGCGGGGGGAGAUCUUCGUAUAAUGAGGCUUGGAGACGCUUUGGACCAGAACGAGAAAGAAGAAGAAGUGGAGUUGGUGGAGGAUGAACUCGGAGGAAAAGAUAAAAAUACACAGGAUGAUUUUUUGGGUACAAAGCUACAUGAUGUUCGACAGCAGCUUGUGUCGUAUCAGUACAAUCGUGCAAUAAAGACAGCGCUGUAUUCUCGUAGCUCGGACGUUAUUGUUUCUACGCUGGAGGAGCUUAUUCGUCGUGGUGCUUUACAUGUGGCACUGAGUGGUCAAAACGACCGAACAAUUGUGCGCAUUCUUCGGUUUUCGGUAAACCACGUUGAUUCCCCUCAUUUUUGUGAAUCAAUGAUGAUUGUGAUGGAUGUCAUCUUUGAAAUUUACGCGACGUGUGCCGGAAAGAGUAACUUCCUUCACAGGGAAAUGAUGAUUGCACGCCGGCGUUUGGGAUCUGUUCUCGCGACCCUUCAGCGCAUGGAACAUACUUUAAGCAUAAUGGAGCUAAUAGUAAACGACGUUUAA